AUGCCGAUGACAGCGACGUCGUCGUCGCGCACCGACGGGGAGGCGGCGGACGGUCGCGUUCGGUUCCGCGCCGGCAGCCUGCGGCGACGGCGCCGACGGCUGCCACGGCAGCCGUGCGAGGGCGGCGACGACGCCGGCGAGCUGCUCGCCCAUCCGUCCGAGUGCAGCGCGCUGUCCUACGUGCUCGCGCGACAGAUCGACAACAAGGUCGACUACUGCCGGAGCCUGAUCAACGCCAGAUUCGAGAACUCCGAGAACCUCUACAGGAAGGACCUGCUGUCCCACUAUGGAUGCGUCAACGCGAUCGAGUUCUCCAACCAGGGUGAUCUGCUCGUGUCCGGAGGCGACGACAGAAGAGUUCUAUUAUGGAGAGUGGAGCAAGCGAUACAGGGUAUGGGCAAGCCCACCGUGAUGAAAUCGCAACACGUUAGCAAUAUAUUUUGCCUUGGUUACGACAGCAGCAAGACUAAGAUAUUCUCCGCGGGGAACGACGAUCAAGUCAUAGUCCACGAUUUGCGCACGGGUGAGUCUCUCAACAUCUUCCUGCACGAGAAGCCUGUCUACGGGCUGUCCGUUCAUCCGCACAAUGACGACGUCUUUGCCAGCGCCUGCGACGACGGGAGGGUUCUCGUUUACGAUAUACGUAGCAACAACGCUAUGGAAACUUUGGCACAAUACAAAAGCGCCUUCCACUCUGUCAUGUUUAAUCCCGUGGAUCCCAGAAUGCUCGCUACUGCCAAUGCUAAAGAGGGUGUCAGUAUGUGGGAUAUACGAAAACCUUUGGAGCCUGUAUUGUGUUAUGGAAGCCCGCAACAGAGUUGCAUGAAUGUCAGGUUUAACUCGAUGGGUACUCGAUUGUUGGCUUUACGUAGACGACUACCGCCGGUCCUGUACGCAGUGGACUCUCCAACGUACUUGUGCGAAUUUGAUCACCCGGGAUAUUAUAACAGUUGCACCAUGAAGUCGUGCUGUUUCGCCGGCGAGAACGACGAAUACGUUCUAUCUGGUUCGGACGACUUUAAUUUAUACAUGUGGAAAAUUCCUCCCAUGGAAGGCAAGGCAUGGGUGGAAUCCGCCCACAUGGUGUUGCGCGGUCACAGAUCGAUCGUCAAUCAAGUUCGAUACAAUCAAGUGAGUUGCAUCUUCGCGUCGUCCGGCGUUGAGAAGAUCAUUAAGAUCUGGAGCCCGUUCCCGCUCGGUACCGGAUGCCUGGGAGGAUUGAAGAGAGACGCUGGAAAGCGCGAGAGGCAGCGUCGAGUAUUCACGCACGACGAAUACAUAGGGCUGGUCCUGCGUAGCGGACAAUUCAUGACGCACGAUUAUAGCCACCAGUCGACCAAGGAAGACCCGCGAAUGAUGGCCUUUUUCGAUUCCCUCGUUCAGCGCGAAAUUGAAGGAUGGAGCUCCGAGGAUGUGCCAACGCCACACACCCCCAGCGACUCUGAAAUAAACCCGGCAACGGGCGAGCCGUAUAGCCCGACGGAAGGCGAUGAUACUACGGCGUCGGAAGGUGGUGUGGCUCCUGAGCGGCCGUUAGAGUCGCCGAAUCGCAUAACACGGCUUAUCGCGAAUCGCAGGGAGAAACUCAUGCGAAUGGCCGCGAUGGAGCGAUCCGCCUCGGAUUCCGGCAGCGAGGGGGACAACAACGCGCACACGAGACGUAGAUCCAAGUCGAAAUCGAAAUCGAAGAGCGUCAAGAGGAAACACACCAGGCUCUCCGGCAGGAGAAGACUGUCCGCCAGACGGAAGUGUACUGUGUUAAAAGUCAAUAGUGAUUCGGACAGUGACGACGAGCGGCCGGUCGACACGGCUCAGCCCAGUACUAGUUCCGGGGUGAUUUUCCGAAGAUCGCGAUACGUCGCCAGCGCGCUCGAGAAGGACGACAAGAGCUCGAGCUACAGCAGCAGCAGUAGCUGCGUUUACGAGGACAUUGUCGCUAUCGGCAAACGAAAACAUUCUAAAACCGACUCGGACACGUCCGCGAAGGCGCACAACAAACGGAAGCAUCGAAAGUGCAAAAACAGUUCACGACACUCGAACGACGGUUCCGGUAAGAGCCAGAGUAAACGGCAGAGACUCGACGACGACUCGGAGGAGGAGGAGGAGGAGGAGAAGACUGCUGGCCCGAGGAAUUGUGUGAACGGUAACUCGAGUAAGGACCACCGCGAGGACGGGCCGUCGACGCCGAGCGGCAAGUCACUUCAAGUUCCUUGCACCCCCGACAGCGGUAUUAAGUCAGGACUCUCAUCCACGGGCGGGAAGAACAGCGAGCCGGCGCGUAAGGAGCGAAACGACCGGGGCGCGGGCGAUAGCUCCGACGAGCAGAAACUGAAACGUUUAGAGUGUUUCCGGAAAAAGGUGGAGGAGCUGGCGAGGAGGAGCUAUCGCAAUCGAUCCGUGUCCCAGGCUCAAACAGUUUCGACCGAGAGUGAUUCUUCCGAUUAAGCGCGCUCACUCGUUUUACAUCUCGUCGAGAAAUCCCCGCCCUCUCCGAACUCCACGCUCCACUCCGAUCUCCCCAUCCCCUUUCCAUUUGUACAUAAUAUAAUCUGUGAUUCCUUGAAAUAUAUUUUUAUAACACUAAGUUGAUCACGCGCGAACAUGCGGUCGAUUCCUUCUUUUUUUUUUUUUAAUCAUACUUUAGAUCUUGCUCGUCCGUCUUUGAUCCCAAUCUCUCUCGUAAAUGUAUCGUGCUUUCCUUCUUACAGUGUUUCAAAAUUUUCUUCGGAAUCCUUUCAUUGUAUAUCGUCGAUUUCUUUCGUGCGUCACAUUUCGUGAACCAAGUCAAGUGUCGAGUAAGGCGGCCCCGAUCAAUAUUAUUGUACGAUAUUCGAAUAUUGCACAAUAUUUUUGAUAUCGCCCAAUAUUACUGAUCAAUUUUUGGCAAUCGCGAGAGAUCGUCUGGAAAUAUUGAGCGUUCGUUUUGAAUUGUUUAACGGGGGGAGAGGGAGGAGGAGUAUCAAUAAUAUUGUAGAAAAUUGUGCAACGAUAUUGAUCGUCCAGAGGGGCCGCUUUAGACAGACGAGAAUUACAAUGUUAUUUGAUACCAACCCUGCAUCUAUCGUCCCGCGUAAUGCCGUUGCGUACUGUCAGUGCUUGGUAAUUCUCAGCCAAUCUGAUAAUUAUGAUGAUGUGAGAUGAUGAACGUUUUGCGGAUCUGGCCAUGUAAAUCGCCAUCGUGUAACCGAGGCGCAGAAACUGCGGCGAAAACAGAAACUGUACUGUAGACGCGAAUUAACACAGAAACAAAAAAGAAAAAAAAAACCAAAAAAAUCCGCAUUUACUUUCGAGUAUUUGCGGGCGACUCGGCUAAUGUGUAUUGUUGGCAUGGUUUGUGCGGUGGAAAGUAAUUAAAAAAAAGUAAUAAAUUGGUAUACAUUUUUUUCCUAUGUGUUGAACUUUGAAGAAUUAUUGUAACUAUAUUGCAUUAUUUAAUCUUGCAUUUAUAUACAUCUUUAUUAACUGAUUACGAAUAAACGAGAAGAAUAUAAGAAAGAAAAAAAA
This is a messenger RNA of Wasmannia auropunctata (little fire ant), 3504 nucleotides long. Its product is annotated as DDB1- and CUL4-associated factor 5. The transcript has 7 exons. Gene Ontology annotation, molecular function: protein binding. The coding region runs from base 1 to 2445 and encodes 814 amino acids. Gene Ontology annotation, cellular component: cytoplasm; Cul4-RING E3 ubiquitin ligase complex. Gene Ontology annotation, biological process: negative regulation of fatty acid biosynthetic process. The record is from RefSeq and is a predicted model, not a curated record. NCBI's taxonomy places the organism in Eukaryota, Metazoa, Arthropoda, Insecta, Hymenoptera, Formicidae.